UGUCGCCUUACUUCUUUUGAUGUGGAUUUCACGUGCUGUGUCUCUGUACUUCUCGUUCCAGCGGCUUGCAGUUUGUCCACGUUCUUCGGUGUAGCCGCCCGCCGGUCAGCUGGCUUCCUGUACGUGGCCAUCUUACACACGUUUCACGCCAGCCGAAGCGAGGCCGCGUGGGCAGUCAUCAUCAUGACCGGCAUUAUAUCGCUAGCAGGACUGAUCUCUGGUCCAGUGGCGCACAAGUACACAGCCAGACCCGUGGCCAUCACGGGAGGCGUGAUAGCGGCGUUGGGACUCAUGCUGUGUUUCUUUGCAACGCGCAUUGAACACCUCAUCAUGAGUCUCGGAAUACUCCACGGGAUACCUUUUCGUGCUUUUCUUUUCUCUCUUUCUUUCUCUCCGCUUGCCCUGACUCCAGCGAUUGGGAGCGGCUUGGUGUUCGUCGUAAUUCCGACGGUUAUCAACGAGCACUUCGUCCGCUAUAGGGGUCUGGCCAUGGGCAUCAACUUCGCUGGCUCCACCAUGGCGACGUUCGCAUUCCCCAAGAUGCUGGAGGUGCUCACGGACACGUACGGGUUCCGGGCGGCCAUGCUGCUGUUCGGUGCCAUCAGCCUCAACUCCGUCGCCUUCAGCCUCUUCCUGAGGCAGCCGGCUUGGUUAAAAAGGCGCCUGGAGGUUCAAGCGAAAGCAGCAGCCGCAGCAGCCCAGAUAGCCGUGGAUGCUCAAGCAAUGUGCGACGCUCCCAAAGACUCGUCGGGAGUUGUGAAUCGUGUCUCACCAAAGAAGAAAGCUCGCAGUGCACCAGCACUAGGCUCGUUCCGGCACGCGCUGACGGUGUUCUCUUGCCCCAUGUUCUACCUGGUCGCCUACUCGUACAUCGCUUUCAUCUUCGCCUUCGAGUGUUACAUCUCGCUUCUGGUGGACUUCGCUACGGACAAGGGCAUCAGCUUUUCUCGAGCCAUCACCAUGCUCUCCAUGAGCUCGGUUGCAGACUUGGUGGGCCGUCUCACGCUGCCUCUGGCAGCAGAUAGGGGCUACAUCGGUCGCCAGACGCUACUGACUGUCUCGUUCCUGUGCCUCGGGUCGCUGUUCGUGCUGCUUCCCAUGGCCUCGAGCUACGUCACCGUGUUUGCCUUCGCCACUGCGAUCGCCUUCUGCAUCGGCGUUGCAAUUUGCUUGUUCUCGGUGCUACUGGCGGAAUACGUGGGCAUCGAUCGUGUCUCCAUGGCCUACGGCAUGGUGUCCGGAUUCUCCGGUGUCACGUCGCUGUUCAAGCCGUUGAUAAUCGGUUAUUUCAGGGACGUCGUCGGAGCCUAUGACAAGCUCUUCAUAAUCUGCGGAUCUGCAGUCAUCCUGGGGGGUUUGAUUUGGAUCGCAGUUCGCCUAGUAGAGACGACCAAGCGGUCCAGGCGAUGGAAUCUCGGCGAUUGCGAGAGGAAGAUCAGUGUACAAGCGCCAUCCGUUCUACCGAAGUAUAUCUGCAAUGCAACAGAACUCCCCGCUGCGUACUCCCUGUGACAAGCUUUACUUCCCCAGUGUAUGCAGUGCAGCAGUGUGACUUCACUCUGGCGUACACGGGACACAGUAUGCAUUUUGUGCCUCCCGAGGAGCUUCGUGUGACGGCUCUGUCCUCUUGAAAGCCGUCAGAACUCUGGAUUGAACACAAGUUCCAGCCGCCAUGCUCAUUAUACGUCAUUUUUAAGAGAUAGCUCUCUGUGGUUCUUCCCGUAUUCUUGCGAUCUGUCAGUUUUUCAUUGCUUGCUGUCAGCUUCGUGAACACUGGAUUUCACUAGGUGUUACUAGGCGCCGAAUGAAAGUAGCACCGGACGGCACCAUAUAACUAUCUUAUGAUGACCAAGUAUGGUGCACCUUUGUUAUACGCUAGGAAAAAUUAUUUCCUGCAUAAAACCAGAACAUAUAAGGUCAGCUCACAGGCAUUUCCAAAGCAUAGCCAUUGGUUAAUAGCGUGGUGAAUUAUAUUUAAGAGACUCUUCGCGUUACUCGUUUUUUUAUUUAGCCAUUCAGUAACUGCUUUUUGCGUGUUAGCGUGUUCUUUGCCAAUUUUCGUGACUGAGCAAGUCCCACUACUAUUCCGACAUAAAACUCAUCAAAAUUAACCAAACCAAACCACUCUUAGUGUUUCAUUACAUAUGCACCACACAUUGUCAGAAUAAAUCAUAGGCAGUUACCAUAAGAAAUACCACGCAACAAAAAAAGAAGAAAGAAGGCGUGGCUAUUUAUUUCUGACUAUUGUAAAAAGGAGAAACCAUGUAACUAUUUAAAUAUGUUAUACUUACUUGUAUGUUAUAUGUUUGCAUGUCUCCGUUACUGAUGCAAUGUGCUGAGGGAUGUU
Molecule: messenger RNA, 2347 nt
Organism: Dermacentor andersoni
Lineage: Eukaryota; Metazoa; Arthropoda; Arachnida; Ixodida; Ixodidae
Product: monocarboxylate transporter 12-like
Biological process (GO): transmembrane transport
Molecular function (GO): monocarboxylic acid transmembrane transporter activity
Source: RefSeq, a predicted model, not a curated record